This is a messenger RNA of Piliocolobus tephrosceles (Ugandan red Colobus), 4428 nucleotides long. RefSeq names its product zinc finger protein 41 (gene ZNF41). Bases 536 to 2881 code for a protein of 781 amino acids. Gene Ontology annotation, biological process: regulation of immune system process; regulation of cytokine production; negative regulation of transcription by RNA polymerase II. The transcript is spliced from 5 exons. The record is from RefSeq and is a predicted model, not a curated record. Gene Ontology annotation, cellular component: nucleoplasm; nucleus. NCBI's taxonomy places the organism in Eukaryota, Metazoa, Chordata, Mammalia, Primates, Cercopithecidae. Gene Ontology annotation, molecular function: DNA-binding transcription repressor activity, RNA polymerase II-specific; RNA polymerase II cis-regulatory region sequence-specific DNA binding.
CCUUGCCUGACAGUCACUGAAGGAAAUUGGAAAGCCCGCCUCUCCUUCGACGCACACGCGCACGCACGCUCCGGCGGGGUGUAAGGGCACCAGGUGUAAUUGUGGGCGAGCGGUCGCUUCGGAGCUGACACUAAGCAUGUGCAGAUCAAGUCCAGAAGCGCCGGGGUCCCUCGAAGCAGUUUUCAGGACUUAAGACUCUGGGAGUGAGUUUAACAGACGGACUUAGGGCCACUUAAGCAUUGAGAUAAUUAUGGAGAUGUUAACACAUGGAUCAAGCGUUGAGAUAAUUAUGGGGAUGUUAUGACAUGGAUUUUGUACUCGAUGAUGCUCAGUGGGGGUUUCUUGGAGCCUCUGCAGAGUCUGGGGGCCAGGCUCCUUAGUGGAAACUGCAGGAUCUUCCUUCUGACUCCUGCUUGCCUCGCCCCAGCAGCUCCGGUUGAGUCCACAGAUGCCAGCUCAGCUUCCAGCUUGGGAAAGAGUGGGGUUGUCAGCAGGAGAGCCUGAGGGCUGAGGCCCAGCGUGAACAUGGCAGCUAAUGGGGACUCUUCCCCAUGGUCCCCGGUCGUGGCUGCAGAGGGACGUGGCAGCUCAUGUGAGGAUUGUGUCGUUACAGGCUUCAGUGUCAUUUGAGGAUGUGACUGUGGACUUCAGCAGGGAGGAGUGGCAGCACUUGGAUCCUGCCCAGAGACGCCUGUACUGGGAUGUGACACUAGAGAACUACAGCCACCUGCUCUCAGUGGGGUACCAAGUUCCCAAGUCAGAGGCCGCCUUCAAGUUGGAGCAAGGAGAGGGGCCAUGGACGCUGGCAGGGGAAGCCCCACAUCAGAGCUGUUCAGGUGAGGCUAUUGAGAAAAUGCAGCAACAGGGAAUUCCUGGAGAACUUUUCUUCCACUGUGAGAGAUUUGAUCAACCCAUAGGAGAAGAUUCAUUGUGUUCUAUUUUAGAAGCACUGUGGCAAGAUAAUGACCAGUUAGAGCGAUAUCACGAAAACCAGAAUAACCUUUUAAGUCAUGUGAAAGUAUUGAUUAAGGAGAGGGGCUAUGAACGUAAAAACAUUGAAAAAAUAAUUCAUGUGACUACCAAGCUUGUUCCUUCAAUUAAAAGACUCCGUAACUGUGACACAAUUUUGAAGCACACUUUAAACUCACAUAAUCAUAAUAGAAACAGUGCAACAAAGAACCUUGGCAAGAUUUUUGGAAAUGGUAAUAAUUUCCCCCAUAGCCCUUCUUCUACUAAGAAUGAGAAUGCUAAGACAGGAGCAAAUUCCUGUGAACAUGAUCACUAUGAAAAACAUCUCAGCCACAAACAAGCUCUCACCCACCAUCAGAAAAUUCAUCCUGAGGAGAAGCUUUAUAUGUGUACUGAAUGUGUAACAGGCUUCACUCAGAAGUCACAUCUGUUUGAGCAUCAGAGAAUUCAUGCUGGAGAAAAGUCCCAUGAAUGUGACAAGAGCAACAAAGUCUUCCCCCAGAAACCCCAGGUUGAUGCACAUCUGAGUGUUUAUACAGCAGAAAAACCCUAUCUGUGUACUCAAUGUGGGAAAGUCUUUACCCUCAAAUCAAACCUCAUUACACAUCAAAAAAUUCAUACCGGGCAGAAACCCUACAAAUGCAGUGAAUGUGGAAAAGCCUUUUUCCAGAGAUCAGACCUCUUCAGACAUCUGAGAAUUCAUACAGGAGAAAAACCUUAUGAAUGCAGUGAAUGUGGAAAAGGCUUCUCCCAGAACUCAGACCUCAGUAUACAUCAGAAAACUCAUACCGGAGAGAAACACUAUGAAUGCAAUGAAUGUGGGAAGGCUUUCACAAGAAAAUCAGCACUCAGGAUGCAUCAGAGAAUCCACACAGGAGAGAAACCUUAUGUAUGCGCUGACUGUGGGAAGGCCUUCAUCCAGAAAUCACAUUUCAACACACAUCAGAGAAUUCACACUGGAGAAAAGCCGUAUGAAUGCAGCGACUGCGGGAAAUCCUUCACUAAGAAAUCACAACUCCAUGUGCAUCAAAGAAUUCACACCGGAGAGAAACCCUAUAUAUGUACAGAAUGUGGAAAGGUCUUCACUCACAGGACAAACCUCACCACACAUCAGAAAACUCAUACUGGGGAGAAACCCUAUAUGUGUGCUGAAUGUGGAAAGGCUUUUACUGACCAGUCAAAUCUCAUUAAACACCAGAAAACUCACACUGGAGAGAAACCCUAUAAGUGCAAUGGCUGUGGGAAAGCCUUCAUAUGGAAGUCACGCCUCAAAAUACAUCAGAAAUCUCAUAUUGGAGAGAGACACUAUGAAUGCAAGGACUGCGGGAAAGCCUUUAUCCAGAAAUCAACACUAAGCGUGCAUCAGAGAAUCCAUACAGGAGAGAAACCCUACGUUUGUCCUGAAUGCGGGAAGGCCUUUAUCCAGAAAUCACACUUCAUUGCGCAUCAUAGAAUCCAUACUGGAGAGAAGCCUUAUGAAUGCAGCGACUGUGGGAAAUGCUUCACUAAGAAGUCACAACUCCGUGUGCAUCAGAAAAUCCACACAGGUGAGAAGCCCAAUAUAUGUGCUGAAUGUGGGAAGGCCUUCACUGACCGAUCAAAUCUCAUAACGCAUCAGAAAAUCCACACUAGGGAGAAACCCUAUAAAUGUGGUGACUGCGGGAAAACCUUCACCUGGAAGUCACGCCUCAAUAUACAUCAGAAGUCUCAUACUGGAGAAAGACACUAUGAAUGUAGUAAAUGUGGGAAAGCUUUCAUCCAGAAAGCCACACUAAGUAUGCAUCAGAUAAUUCAUACAGGAAAGAAACCUUAUGCUUGUACAGAAUGUCAGAAGGCCUUUACUGACAGAUCGAAUCUCGUUAAACACCAGAAAACGCAUAGUGGAGAAAAACGCUAUAAAGCCAGUGACUGAGAAAGUCUUCACCUGGAAAUCACAACUGGGUAUGCAUCAGGUAUCUAAUAGUAGGUACGACGAAGGCCUGAUGCUGCAAUCGUUGUGCAGGGGGAAAUGGAUAUGAGAGACUGAGGCUUGAGUGAACUGAAGGCAAACAGAGCCAAGUAUCCUUCAAUCCACUGGAAAGACAAGUUCCUGCAUCACCACAGUGUAUAUGCAAUUCGACGCAUAGGAAGAGCCUUUAGAGAAAGCAUUUGAGCCAUAGUCAUGUUUGGUGACAUGAUUCAUACAGACCUCUGGAAAUAGUAGAAUUAAGACCCGAGGAGAUGACUUGUCAUCUCCUAUGCUUCACUUUUUGGAUAAAGAACUUUUUAAAUUCAGUACUGAUUAGUUCAGCAUAUCCUGGGACAUAAAAGUACUCACUACUGGGAAACACUUUUUCAAAUUUCUAGGUUGGGGAGAAGAGUUUUCAUUGUCCAAACACUGGCAGGGCACUGACAUCAAGGCAGGAAAUCUACUUGGGAAUGCAGAUAUCUGUUUUUGUGAUCAUUGGCACUUCAGACACAGAAAAGAUUCCCAUGAAAAACUGUUUUUUCUCUUCCCUUGGGAAGUCCUCAUGGUAUGUGUAUUUUAAGUGCAACAGAAUUUUUAAAUUUAAAGGUAUAACUUUAUGAAUUGGGAAAUUAGGCCUAGCUCUAGCCUGUGUUACAGAAAUAUAGUCAUUGAAUGAUACAGACAUAUAAAGGUAGUAGUUGUCUCAUUAUUAAUUCCCUGCUGGGAGAGCAGGUGAGUCAUACCCUGUAAGAGGUAUGCAUGCCUUCUAACCUGUUUCCCCAAAGCUGUUAUUUGCAUAAGCUGCAGGCCAUAGAUUCCUUAUCCCCUCAGUAACUGACCCUACAACAAUGGAACUGAUCCACAGCACUCUAGAUUUUCAGGCUCUCCCACCAACACCCCUGCUUUCCUUGGGAUUCCUGUUUGAAAAAGAAUGGUUGAAAAAUUGGGUUUCACUUCCUAAUAUUUUGUUUUUCUUCCUAUUUGGUUAAGGUAUAUUCAUUUCAUUUCCUACAUGCACAUUAAGGGUAGUUUUGUGUAGACUGCUAUGGGAUAAAUUCAUGUUGCAUUGCAAUUAGUUUUUCUAAAACAUAAUUACAGUUUAUCAUAGUUGAAUAACUGGAAGACUUCUCAAGAAAGAUCACUGCUCUUUUUUAACACUGAUAUAUAGACACUUUCUCAUUUUCCCUUAAACUUUUUUUUACAAUACUCAUAAAAAGGAACUUACUUUCUAGCAUGCAAUUGUGUUUUUAUUUUAUUUUAAAAUAUUUUUAUUAAACUGUAUAUAGAAAAUGCAUAUAUCAUAAACAUACAGCUCAAUGCAUUCUCAAAAACUGAACAUACUCAGAUCAAGAAACAGAACAUGACCACACCCCAGAAGCCUUCCCCACUUUCCCUUCCAGGCAAGCCCCCAAGGGUAUACACUAUCCUGACUUCUCACAGCAUAGAUUCAUUUUGCCUGUUUUGUAUUUUAUAUAAAUUGAGCCAAACAAUUAUAUAUCAUAUAAUUGAGC